This is a messenger RNA of Theileria orientalis strain Shintoku, 276 nucleotides long. RefSeq names its product mitochondrial import inner membrane translocase subunit. The transcript has a single exon. NCBI's taxonomy places the organism in Eukaryota, Apicomplexa, Aconoidasida, Piroplasmida, Theileriidae. Bases 1 to 276 code for a protein of 91 amino acids. The record is from RefSeq and is a predicted model, not a curated record.
AUGUCGCAAUCUAGUGGAUUAGGGUCGGAUUUGAACCAUCUGACUGCCGCCCAAAGGUCAGCCGUUCUCGACAGGCUCAACCAGAUCCAGUACCAGGAUACAAUGGACACCUACAACGGCCUCGUCGAGCGGUGCUUCAACGAGUGUAUAACUGGCUUCAGGUCGAAGGAUCUUGACAUGAAGGAGUCCCAGUGCGUGGAAUCCUGCGUGAAGCUGUUCUUCGACUUUUCCCAGAGGGUUUCCACUCGUUUCGGCGAGAAGCAAUCGAAAAUUUAG